This is a messenger RNA of Didymella exigua CBS 183.55, 2118 nucleotides long. RefSeq names its product glycoside hydrolase family 47 protein. The transcript is spliced from 2 exons. Gene Ontology annotation, biological process: N-glycan processing; carbohydrate metabolic process. Gene Ontology annotation, cellular component: endoplasmic reticulum; membrane. The record is from RefSeq and is a predicted model, not a curated record. The coding region runs from base 1 to 2118 and encodes 705 amino acids. Gene Ontology annotation, molecular function: mannosyl-oligosaccharide 1,2-alpha-mannosidase activity; calcium ion binding. NCBI's taxonomy places the organism in Eukaryota, Fungi, Ascomycota, Dothideomycetes, Pleosporales, Didymellaceae.
AUGUACACGACGCGCGACCCAUUCAACGUCCGCAGCAAAGCCUCUCGCGCAGCCCCGUCGGCCGUCUCGCUCCUCCACACCGCCGCUACCCGCACUACGCAGGCCGUCGAGGCCACCAAGCAGGCUCUCCAGGAUCUCCAGGACACCGACAUGUCCUUUGCCGUCCCGCGCAACGUCGAGUCUGCUUCACGUCGCUUCGAGGAGAAUGUGUGGAGCAAGGUCACCGGGACUGAGAAGGGCUUGCCAAUGUACAAGGACAAGCCGACGGGCUACGGCUACGGCGGGGGCCGGGGAAAGCAGGCCUGGGUGAGGAGCAAGAAGGGCGCCGUCACGGCCGCGCUGGUGCUGCUGGGCCUGCUGUACUGGCUGUUCGUGCCGGGCGCAAACCAGACGCCGGCUGCGCGGCUGGGCGCCGGCAGCGGCUGGUUUGGUGGGAGCGCGGCCACCAAGACCGACACAGUCUGGGAGCAGCGCCGGCAGCAGGUCAAGGACGCCUUCUUGCUGAGCUGGCACGCCUACGAGGAGCACGGCUGGGGCUACGACGAGUACCACCCCGUCGCGAAGACCGGCCGCUACAUGGCCGAGCCCAACGGCAUGGGCUGGAUCAUCGUCGACGCGCUGGACACGCUGAUGCUGAUGAACCUGACCACGGAGUUGAAGCACGCCCGCGAGUGGGUCUCGACCACCCUGGACUACGAUAAAGAUCAGGACGUCAACACCUUUGAGACGACCAUCCGCAUGCUCGGCGGCCUGCUGUCUGCGCACUACCUGCAAGAGGCGCUGCCGGGCCUCAAGCCCGAGAACGGCCACGACGACGAUCUGUUCCUCGAGAAGGCCACCGAUCUCGCCGGCCGUCUCCUGGGCGCCUACGAAUCGCCUUCUGGCGUCCCGUGGGCCAGUGUCCGUCUCAAGGACAGCAAGGGCGAGGCUUCCCACGCCGACGGCGGCGCCUCGUCCACCGCAGAGGCCACCUCGCUCCAGCUCGAGAUGAAGUACCUUGCCUACCUGACCGGCGAGGCCGACUACUGGGAGAAAGCCGAAAAGGUCAUGCACGUCGUCGACGACAACGGCUCCUUGGACGGCCUGGUGCCCAUCUUCAUCUACGCCGACCGCGGCACCUUCCGCGGCAAUGAGAUCCGUCUCGGCUCGCGUGGCGACAGCUACUACGAGUACCUCAUCAAGCAGUACCUGCAGACGCAAAAGCAGGAGCCCGUCUACCGGUACAUGUGGGACGAGACCCUGCGCGGCGUGAAAAAGCACCUGCUCGCCUACACAAAGGAGUCCCACCUGACGGUCCUCGCCGAGCGCCCCAGCGGUCUGGACGGCCACCUGCACCCCAAGAUGGAUCACCUCGUGUGCUUCAUGCCGGGCACCAUCGCGCUGGCCCAGACUGGCGGCCUCCCGCUCUCCGCCGCCUCAAAGUUGCCCUCCUGGGGCAAAGAGCAGGAGGAAAACAUGCUGCUCGCCAAAGAACUAAUGAAGACGUGCAUGGCCAUGUACCGCGUGACCGCCACCGGUCUCUCGCCAGAAAUCACCCACUUCGAGCUCGCCGACGUGCCGGAAAUGUACGACACCAAGAUCCUCGCGUCGACGACGGAGCUGGAACGGGACACCGUCGACGGCGAGGGCUGGAAAAAGGACCUCGUCAUCAAGCCCGCCGACGCGCACAACCUGCAGCGCCCCGAGACGGUCGAGAGCCUGUUCUACAUGUGGCGCAUCACGGGCGACGAGAUGUACAGGGAGUGGGGGUGGGAAAUAUUCACCGCAUUCCUGAACCACACGCGCAUCGACGGCGGCGGCGGGUUUACCUCUGUCAACGACGUGACCAAAGUCCCGCCGCCGAGCAGAGACAACAUGGAGAGUUUCUGGCUGGCCGAGACACUCAAGUACUUCUACCUCCUCUUCGGCCCCGACGACGUCCUGCCGCUCGACCAGAUCGUGCUCAACACCGAGGCCCAUCCGUUCCCGCGCUUCGACGCGGCGAAGAAGCGCUUCAAGACCGGGUGGGCGCGCAUCCCUCGCGACGAUAUGGGGGAGCUCGUUGUCAAGAAGGAGGGCAAGAAGGAAGGGGGCGCCAGUGCCGUGAGUUCGGGGACGGGGAUUCCGCACGUUGAGUAG